AGUCUCGCAGUUUUGAUUGAGAUUUCCACCUGUGAACAUCACAAAAUCCCAAUUAGAAAAGCGUUCUUUUCCAAAAACACGUUAAAAAAAGUGACCCAAAACACGCAGAAGCUCUAUUUUUUGCUUAGUGGUUUUCACUCCUCAAAGAAAAAGGACCGACACACGCAAGGGAAAAUGAAUGAAAAGAGAUUCCUGUUUCUUCUUACGCUGGGUGUUUUUGUAGCCGUACUGAGUGAGCAAAUAUUUGCAACUCCAACGAUUGGUAAGAAGUAUGAUGUGAUGGGAAGCUAUGACUUCAUUGGCGUUUGCAUAAGAAAUUGUGCUCAAUGCAAGAAGAUGUUCGGUUCGUACUUCGAGGGGCAAAUGUGUGCGGAUGCGUGUGUAAAGUUCAAGGGGAAGAUAAUACCGGACUGCGAGGACAUUGGUUCAAUUGCGCCCUUCCUCACCAAAUUGGACUGAAAUCCAGGAAGAAUUAGGAACAACGGACUGCUUCAUACUGUGCCAUCUCGCAUGUCGCAACAUUCCCUAAGAUAUUAUUUAUUCAGGUCACGAUCAUCUCAAUGAUGGAUUAGUCAUGGGUCUCGUUUUUUUUGUCACUCUCACGAUAUGCAUAAGAAAUUUUUAUGAAAGUGUCCACUCAGAGACACGAAAAGUUCCUAUUUUAUACCGACAAAUCAACAUUGCGUUGGUAUUUAUAUAUAUUUUUUAUUAGAGUUUUUUUCUGUGAGAUUGUAUGAUCAGCAUGAUUGUCAAAUUUUAUAUAAUAAAUAACGAAUUGUGUGCAAUGCUAAAA
Phlebotomus papatasi is the source of this 793-nucleotide messenger RNA. RefSeq names its product eclosion hormone. The record is from RefSeq and is a predicted model, not a curated record. Gene Ontology annotation, biological process: ecdysis, chitin-based cuticle; neuropeptide signaling pathway. The coding region runs from base 175 to 459 and encodes 94 amino acids. Gene Ontology annotation, molecular function: ecdysis-triggering hormone activity. The transcript is spliced from 3 exons. NCBI's taxonomy places the organism in Eukaryota, Metazoa, Arthropoda, Insecta, Diptera, Psychodidae.